AUGAUCAAUUGUCCGGUUGGUUUCGUUCUGUGUAUUAUUUCAUCUGUCUACACUCUUUCCACUUUCGGAUGGUGGUUUGCUGGUGUAAAAUAUCACAAUAAUAACAAUGAUAAAAUUCCUGUUAUAUUUGAAAUUAAUAUUGACCAAAUAUCAAACAAAGCAUAUUUUACCAAUAUUAAAGAAUACAGUUCAAAAAAAGAUGAAGAUGAAAUAUUAUUUUCAAUUGAUACAAUAUUUCAAAUUUUAUCGAUUGAAGAUUAUGGAAACUGUUGUUUUAUUGUAUUGAAGUUAACAACAUACGACGAUACAAAUCCUGAAUGGAAAAAAUUGUAUGAUCAUCUUGAAAGACAAAUAAACAAAAAUGUGCCAUUAUUCACUAUGGCUAGAUUUUUCUAUGCAUCAUGCGAUUUUGACAAAGCUGAGCAAUAUUACCAACUAUUAUUAGACGACGAUCCAAAUAAUAAAUACUUAAUAUCGGUCAUAUACGGAGAUCAUCGGCUCGCUCUAAGUUAUGUCAAAGAAGCCAGAAAUCUUCUAAACAUAUCGCAUUUACCUAGUACUCAUCCGUCCUAUGCAACUUACUACAAUAAUAAAGCAGUGAGCCAAGCUGGAUUAGGGGAAAACUCGAAAGCAUUAAAAAGCUUUAUCAGAGCGUACGAGAUCCAAAAAUAUUCGGUAACAAAAAAUCAUUUGGAUUUUGUUUCUCUGUUGACUAAUAUUGGUUCUCAGUAUUUUAAAUUAAACAAAAAUCAUUUAGCAUCAAAUUAUUUUCAAUCGGCAAUCGAUAUUCAACAACUGUAUUUAUCAAUUGACGAUAAUGAAUUUAUAUCACUUUAUUAUAUUAUGGGUGAAAUAUUAUUGAAACAAGGUAAACUUACUGAUUCACUCAAAUAUUAUAAACAAGCACUAAAUUGUCAUUUGAAAAUAUUACCAUUAACAGUUGUUUACGAACAUCGUUCAAUCAGUUUAAAUGACGCCAAAUUUAAAUAUAGCUAUUUUACAUAUUUUCUACAAAAAUUUCAUCCAUAUAUUAAAAUUACUUGUAUACCGGACGAAUCAAAACAAAUAGCUCUCUAUUACAAUCGUAUCGGCCUUCUAUAUUAUUUUCUGAAACAGUAUGAUGAUUCAUUAAUCAACCAAGAACAUGCCUGGACAAUAUGUAUGAAAUCGUUGCCGUGGGAUUACCGUCUCCUAGCAGCUGCAUGUAGUAACAUGGGCUCUAUUUUUUAUGAUAUAAAACGAUUUGAUAAAGCAAUUGGUUACUUUAAAAAAGAUUUUUAUUGCAUCAUUAUAUUCAUCAGAAAAUAG
Molecule: messenger RNA, 1308 nt
Organism: Didymodactylos carnosus
Lineage: Eukaryota; Metazoa; Rotifera; Eurotatoria; Philodinida; Philodinidae
Source: the annotation of a GenBank genome assembly